GUAGAAUCUCCCAUCUCUCUGUAAAAAAUGCAUCUGGAACUCAACCAGAGAUAUUUUCUUCACCUCAUAAGCCUCGUUUUAAUCCUUUACGUCCCGGGUUCCUUGUGUCAAAAUGGAGGGGAGGAAUAUGUAACCUGUGGUGCACCAUAUCGAUGUGGCGACAUCCAAAACAUUACUUAUCCUUUCUGGGGAGGGACUAGGCCGGAUUAUUGCGGUUUAUCAGACUUCCAGCUGAAUUGCCAAGGCGAUGUCGCGUUUCUUAAUAUCUCGUCAACGCAAUAUCGCGUCCUGGAAAUCAAUAACACCACACAGACUAUCCAGGUUGCUAGAGAGGAUUUAUGGAACACCACUUGUCCCAGUUUUCUUUAUAACACCACCUUAAAUUUAAACCUCUUUACGCCUUCUCCUGAUUACAGAAACGUUACUAUAUACUACGGUUGCUCCUCUAACGGACAGCCUACACAGCUCCCUAACCAGUUCAGUUGCGAUGUGAACGGAACCAAUACUGAAAGUUUCUACGCGAUGGGGGAAGUUACUGAUCCUGGUAGUACUAUCAGAUGUAACAGUAGUAUAAACGUUCUCAUCAAUCAGAGUUUGUUGGCACUUCCAACUGCCUCAGUUCCUCGUCUUCUUCAGGAUGCUUUUGCCAGUGGGUUCUCGUUGCAGUGGGAGGCGAAUAAUAGGAUUUGCCUGGAUUGCAUCGGGUCAGGUGGGCUGUGCGGGACUAAUCGGGAGUCUGGCUCAUUUGCCUGUUAUUGUGCUAAUAGAACUUCUGCACUAACCUGCAACGAUGCUCCAACUGGGAACGGUAUGCUCCAACUGUUAUCUACUCGGCUUCGCAUUUUAUUUUUUUUAAAGAAAAAAAAUCUCACAAUUUAUUUCUCUAUUUUCAAUUUCAUUUUAAAGGCGUAUUUGAUGUUCAUAGCCACCAUUCUAGGGGCGGCGUAUUCCCAAGACGCCACUGCGCCACCCUCCAGUUCUCCACCACCACCUGUUAUGCCAACUGGCUGCGGGGGAUUGAAUAUCUGCCUUGAGGAGGCCUUAGUGCAUGGUUUCAGUGUGAAUUAUAGGGAACCAUUUGAGAGUAACUGUUCUAAGCGUAAUAGAUUUGGCGGUCAAUGCGGGUUUGAUUCGGGUCUAGGUCAACCCGUUUGCAUAUGUAACGAUAGGCCUUGUCCCUUUGCUUUGACGACUCCUCAGGCCUACCUAGCUGGGAAUUAUAGAAAUAAAUGUUUAAUGCUAAGCUGUGCAUAUUCAACAUUGUCACUAGGUCUCAUUGAGAGUGCAAGACACUUCUUUGGAUCAGCUCAGUGCUUUGUUAAGACUAUCAUAGCAGGAAAUUCUAAUAUCUCGGUGGCUUAA
Molecule: messenger RNA, 1362 nt
Organism: Olea europaea var. sylvestris
Lineage: Eukaryota; Viridiplantae; Streptophyta; Magnoliopsida; Lamiales; Oleaceae
Product: LEAF RUST 10 DISEASE-RESISTANCE LOCUS RECEPTOR-LIKE PROTEIN KINASE-like 2.1
Exons: 4
Coding region: 28-1362 (444 amino acids)
Molecular function (GO): polysaccharide binding
Source: RefSeq, a predicted model, not a curated record